AUGCCGUACGCUAAUCAACCAAGUGUUCAAGUGACUGAAUUAACUGAAGAUAAUAUAAAAUUUGUUAUUGAAAAUACAGAUUUAAGUGUAGCUAAUGCUAUCCGUCGUUGUAUGAUUGCUGAAACACCAACAAUAGCUAUUGAUUCUGUACAAAUUGAUUCUAAUACAACAGUUUUAUUUGAUGAAUUUCUUGCACAUCGUAUUGGUUUAAUUCCAUUAUAUAGUGAAGAACUUGUUGAUAAAAUGAAUUAUCAUCGUGAUUGUGCAUGUGAAGGUUUUUGUCCACAAUGUUCAGUUGAAUUUACACUUGAUGUAAGAAAUCGAGAAGAUCAAACAAGAAAUGUUACAUCAGCUGAUCUUAUAACAAGUAAUCCACAUUUAGUACCAGUAACAUCAAAAGCUAAAAAUGAUGAUGAAGGACGAGAUAAUUUUGUUGAUCAUAUUUUAAUUGUUAAACUUCGUCAAGGUCAAGAACUUCGUUUAAAAGCUCAUGCAAGAAAAGGUUUUGGUAAAGAACAUGCUAAAUGGAUCCCAACUUGUGGUGUUUCAUUUGAAUAUGAUCCAGAUAAUAGUCUUCGUCAUACAAUUUAUCCAGUACCUGACGAAUGGCCACAUUCGGAAUAUUCUGAAUUGCCUGAAGAUAAACAUGAAGCAGUAUUUGAUGCAACUAAAGUACCAACUAAAUACUUUUUUAAUCUUGAAUCAACAGGUGCAUUAAAACCAGAAACAAUUGUUCUAUCUUGUUUAAAUGUUCUUAGACAAAAAUUGAGUAAUUUACAAACAUUACUUAAACAUGAAACAUUAGAAGGAAUAUAA
This is a messenger RNA of Rotaria sordida, 816 nucleotides long. Lineage: Eukaryota; Metazoa; Rotifera; Eurotatoria; Philodinida; Philodinidae. The record is from the annotation of a GenBank genome assembly.